AUGGAAGAGAGCGAGGAGAGUGAAGAACUGAAUGAAGUGGAGGAGGAACAUCAUGACAAACCUGGAGAAAAACCUUUGAGUCGCUCAAAGACUAAAAAGAUAUUAUCAAAGAAAAGAAAAGCCAAGAAAUCUUUCACCUGCACUCAGUGUGGGGAGAGUUUCACAUACAAACACAGUCUUGAGCGACACAUGAGGAUCCACACUGGAGAAAGACCGUUCUCAUGUGAUCAGUGCGGGAAGAGUUUCAUGCGAUCAUCAUGCCUUAAAGUACACAUGAGAAUCCACACAGGAGAGAAGCCGUACUCAUGUGAUCAGUGUGGGAAGAGUUUCCCACAAAAGCCAAGUCUCCAGAUUCACAUGAGAGUUCACACUGGAGAGAAGCUGUUCUCAUGUGAUCAAUGCGGGAAGAGAUUCACACAGAAACCACAUCUUAGGGGACACAUGAUGAUCCACACAGGAAAGAAGCCGUAUGCAUGCGAUCAAUGUUGGAAGAGUUUCACACGAUCAUCACAUCUUAAAGAACACAUGUGGAUCCACACGGGAGAGAAGCCGUUCACAUGUGAUCAAUGUGGGAAGAGUUUUGUGCACGAAACUAGCCUUAAAGAACACAUUAUGAUUCACACCGGAGAGAAGCCAUUCAUGUGUGAUCAGUGUGAAAAGAGAUUCUCAAACAAAAAAAGUCUUCACCUUCACAUGAAAGUUCAUACUAGAGAGAAGCCGUUCACAUGUGAUCAGUGCGGGAAGAGUUUCACACAAAAAACAAGUCUUGAACUUCACAUGAGGAUUCACACAGGAGAUAAACCACACGCAUGUGAUCAGUGUGGAAAGAGUUUCUCACAAUCAUCAAGUCUUAAAGAUCACAUCAGAAUCCACACUGGAGAGAAGCCGUUUGUGUGUGAUCAAUGUGGGAAGAGAUUCACAAACAAAAAAAGUCUUGAGCUUCAUAUGAGGAUCCACACUGGAGAGAAGCCGUUCACAUGUGAUCAUUGUGGGAAGAGCUUCACACAAUCAUCAAACCUUAAGAUUCACAUGAGGAUCCACACUGGAGAGAAGCCGUUCACAUGUGAUCAAUGCGGCAAAACAUUUAUUGGGUCAUCAGCCCUUAAGGCACACCUGACAGUUCAUACGAAGGAGAAGCCACAUUCAUGUUCUGUGUGUGGAAAGAGUUUUUCACUACUGCAAAAUUUGCAUACACAUCAGAAAAUACACACUGGUGUGAGAGAGUACAUGUGCUUCGAGUGUGAGAAGACUUUUGUUUCAUCUGACCAUUUAAAACAGCACCAGAGAAUUCACACUGGAGAAAAACCGUACAAGUGUUCACACUGUGACAAGAGAUUCAGUUGUUCAUCACAUCUGAAAGCACAUGAGAUGAUCCACAGCAGAGAGAAGCUGCUCAUGUGUGAUCAGUGUGGAAAGAGUUUCAUUUAA
Messenger RNA from Ctenopharyngodon idella (grass carp), 1428 nucleotides. RefSeq names its product gastrula zinc finger protein XlCGF57.1-like. The record is from RefSeq and is a predicted model, not a curated record. Lineage: Eukaryota; Metazoa; Chordata; Actinopteri; Cypriniformes; Xenocyprididae. Gene Ontology annotation, biological process: regulation of transcription by RNA polymerase II. The coding region runs from base 1 to 1428 and encodes 475 amino acids. Gene Ontology annotation, molecular function: DNA-binding transcription factor activity; RNA polymerase II cis-regulatory region sequence-specific DNA binding. The transcript has a single exon.